CACAUGACUACUUUUGACGGAGAAAAAAUAUAUUACACAAAUUAGAAGUUUACAACCGACGAGUAUGCUAAUGAAGUUUAAUAUUUAUUAGGGAAUUCAAUCACGAAUCAACAAUCACAGAUGCAGGAAAAAGAAUUUUGAAAUUUCUCAAAGAAUUUCAUUUCCAAGACAAAUUCGUAUACAGAGAUCAACUCAAAGAAAACGUUGCCAACAAUGAAUUCAUUUUGAGAGUUGAAAUAAAUGAUAUUGAAAACUCUGACAAAGAACUCUACUCAUUUAUUAUGGAUCGUCCACAAGACAUACAAGAAACCUUUGAAGAUAAAAUUAAAGAAGUAAUCAAUAAAUACUAAGCCUAAGUUAUAUUGCUAAGAAAAGAUGAUAAAUAAGAGUGACUGUCCAGAUUUUCAAUUGCAAUUAAUUUCAUAAUAAAAUCCAGAUUUACUUCGAAAUUUAACAGCAUAAUAAAUCGGAAAGUUGGUUACAAUCAAAUGCAUUAUCUCAGCAUCUAAGUCAAUAAAAGUGAAAGCAAAGAAAUUAUUAAUAAGAUGCAGAGAAUGUCAAGAUGAAUAAAAUAUAAAUCUUGGAUAUGGGCCAAAGCCAGUUAAUUUACCAAGAGUGUGCUUAGGAAAGUCAUAGUAAAAGGGUGCUUAAACAGAUGCAUAAUGUCCAACAGAUCCUUAUGUGAUAAUCCCAGAAGAAUGCCAAUUUAUAGAUUAAUAAACUCUUAGAAUCCAAGAGCUUUCUGAGGCAAUUCCGACAGGAGAAGUACCAAGAAACUUUAUGGUAUAUUGUGACCGUUAUUUGGUUAACAAAUUAAUUCCUGGGUAAAGGGUGAUAAUCACUGGAGUAUAUUAAGUACCUCCAAAAGGCUCAGCCACUAUUAAAAGUAAUGCAAUAGAUGCUGAAUUACUUCUCCCAUACAUUCAUGUAUUCGGAGUAUAAACUAAUAAAGUGAAUAUCAAACAAGGAUUAUCUGAGGCUUUAAGACAAGAAUUCAAAUCCUUAAGUAGAAAUAGAGAUGUCUAUAAAAUCAUUACAAAUUCGAUAGCACCAGCCAUAUAUGGUCAUGAAGAUAUUAAAUUGGCAAUUGCCUGUUUGCUCUUUGGAGGAACUUCAAAAAAUCUUCCAGAUAGUAUGAAAUUAAGAGGAGACAUCAAUGUCCUACUGAUUGGUGAUCCCAGUACAGCAAAGUCUCAAUUAUUGAAAUUCGUUGAAAGAGCAGCAGAUAUUAGUGUCUACACAAGUGGUAAAGGAAGUAGUGCAGCUGGUCUUACUGCAACAAUAACAUAUCAACAUAAUACAUCACAAUUUACUUUAGAAGCAGGUGCUUUGGUAUUGGCAAGUGGAGGAGUGUGCUGCAUCGAUGAGUUUGAUAAAAUGAGAUCAGAAGAUAGGGUUGCUAUGCAUGAAGCAAUGGAAUAAUAGACUAUUUCUAUAGCUAAAGCUGGUAUUACUACUAGAUUAAAUGCUAAAUGUUCAAUAUUGGCAGCUGCAAAUCCUAUCUUCGGUAGAUAUCAAGAGAAUAAAUCUAUCUAAGAACAAAUUGAAUUGCAAACCACUAUCUUAUCUCGUUUUGACAAUAUCUUCAUUAUUAGAGAUGUGAGAUCCAUUGAAAAUGAUUAGAGAUUAGCUAACCAUAUCAUUUCUCUCCACACAGGAUAAUUUGCUGAUCAAGAGGGAAUGCAAAUCGAAUAGGAUAGUAGCAAUACCUUAGAUCUUAUGAAAUUAAAACAAUAUGUUAAAUAUGCAAAAUCUACUGUUAAACCUUUACUCACAGAAUAAGCAGCCUAAAUGAUCCAGAAUCUAUAUGUUGAUGAUAGAUAGAAAAGUCAACAAACUCACCAUUCAAAAAGUGGAGGGAAAUCACAUAUACCAAUAACUGUUAGAUAAUUAGAAGCUAUCAUUAGAAUUAGUGAAUCACUGGCUAAAAUGCAAUUACUUGAGCAUGUCAAGGAAGAACACGUCAAAGAAGCCCAUCGAUUAUUUUAAACUUCUACAAUGACAGCAGUUUCAUUAGGAACUAAGUAUUUUCUUAUUUUAUCAUUUUAGAGAGUUUGGCCUUGAUUUAUCUAAUGACUUAAAAUAAUUAGUUGCUAAAAUUGAGGAAUCCAUUCUUAGAAGAAUAAGCAUAGGAUCCAAAAUUCCAGCAACCAGAUUGAUUUAAGAAUUAUCUGAUAGAUUCAAUAAUUAAAGGGCUGUAGAGUUUGCCAUACACAAUUUAAUUUAAACCGAAUAACUCUAAUAAGUAGAAAUGAAGAGAAUGUUGAUCAGGAAAAAAUGAUUUCUAUAGCUUUUGUGUUUUUAU
Paramecium octaurelia is the source of this 2305-nucleotide messenger RNA. NCBI's taxonomy places the organism in Eukaryota, Ciliophora, Oligohymenophorea, Peniculida, Parameciidae. The record is from the annotation of a GenBank genome assembly.